AUGAAUAAUCAAAAUAAUAUGAACAAUUUGUUUAGCAGUGGACUUUUUCCAAAUACACCCAGUAAAGACACAACAACUUUUAACUAUACAGGAAUGGGUAAUGUUUUUAAUCAAAGUGCUGUUUUACAGAAAAAUGGAACAAAAAAUAAAAAUUUUGAACCUCAGAAAAUUAAGGAUGAAAGAGGAUUUGGGUUUUUAGAAUAUUUUCAUAUAAAUUCUAUGAAAGAAUAUGCCGAUAAAAGCAGUGAUGAAUUAAGGUUUGAAGAUUAUUGCUUAGGAAGACGACCUAAUACUCUAGCUAUAAGUACAAAUAUGUCUAGUACUGGAAAUAAUUUUAUGUCAACCAAUACUACUUCACUAUUUCCGACAUCUAAUAUUGGAUCAAGUACUACAACUCAAUCUCAACCUUCUAUUCAGCAAAUUUCUAAUUUAGGAACAUUUAAUAGGCCAACAGAAAAUGUUAAUUUUGGAUUUAACGGCAUGAGCUCACGAUUUGGAUCUACAGUGGAAAAUGAGAAGAAUCAGUCAAUGUUUGCUAAUCAAUCCAAUAAUCAGUUAGCUUUAGCAACAAAUCAAAUAUCUAACACUACUGGAUCUAUGUUAACUCAAUCCUCUAAUCCAAUUACAAAUCAAAAUAAUAAUAUUUUUUCUGCAGAAUCUGCCCAACCAUCUACAUUUACUGGUAAUAUGUUUACUUCCACACCUAAUCAGCCACAGACGAAUACAUCAACCUUUGGAUCUACUGCCUUUCAGCCAUCUUCUACUUUUAAACCGUCUUCCGUGCUACAAUCGUCCAGUACUUUUCAACCGUCUACUACUUUUCAACCGUCUACUACUUUUCAACCGUCUACUACUUUUCAACCAUCUUCCAUUUUUCAACCAUCUUCCACUUUUAAACCGUCUUCUACGCUGCAAUCGUCUUCUACACUGCAAUCGUCUAAUACUUUUCAACCGCCUUCUACUUUUAAACCGUCUUCUACACUGCAAUCGUCUAAUACUUUUCAACCGUCUUCUACGCUGCAAUCGUCUUCCGCGCUACAAUCGUUUACUACUUUUCAGCCAUCUACUACUUUUCAACCAUCUACUACGUUUCAACCAUCUGCUACGUUUCAACCACAAACGGAUACUCUACAGCAAUCAUCUUCUUUUUUAUUUACACCAAACACUUCUAAUUUAUUAUGUGCUCAAGUAGAUAAAUCAGAUCCAUAUGGUACAAAAAACAUUAAGUUUCAAUUUGUUCAAAAAGAACUUUCGCCUUUUCAACGACUUUUAGCAGAGCCUAUUACUAAAGACAAUUCUAAAGUACAGGUCGAAGCACAAUUAGAAUACAGGUCUCCCGAACCAGAUAAGCCUGUUGAUGUUUAUUUUACACCUAGUAUUGAAGACAUUCGUGGAAUGAAUAGAAUCAAUAACAUGACACUUUAUUUUCCUGGAAAAGGUACAAUUGAAUUUCUUGAACCAGUUAAUGUUGCAGAUCUUACUGUUGAGAAUGUCAAUAAGAAAAUAUUAUUUGCUAAAAAUCAUGUGUACGUGACCGAUAAAACUGGUUCUGGACUGAAUGUCUCGGCAAGGGUCACCAUUGAAAAAAUGUAUCCUGUGUCUAAAACAGAUAAUACACUUAUUAUUGGAAAGGCAGAUAGUUAUCCACAGAAAGGUAUACAAGAUAGAUUUAUUUAUGAACUAAAAAAUGAUGAUACAAAGAAAUUUGUAGAUUACGAUUGUACAAAAGGAACUUAUGUCUACACUGUGAAUCAUUUUUAA
Vairimorpha ceranae is the source of this 1761-nucleotide messenger RNA. RefSeq names its product transcription initiation factor gamma subunit. Gene Ontology annotation, molecular function: structural constituent of nuclear pore. The record is from RefSeq and is a predicted model, not a curated record. The coding region runs from base 1 to 1761 and encodes 586 amino acids. The transcript has a single exon. Gene Ontology annotation, biological process: protein import into nucleus; RNA export from nucleus; post-transcriptional tethering of RNA polymerase II gene DNA at nuclear periphery. Lineage: Eukaryota; Fungi; Microsporidia; Nosematidae. Gene Ontology annotation, cellular component: nuclear pore cytoplasmic filaments; nuclear pore.